AUGGCCACGUCGCUUGCCCGCCCCGUGAUGCGCUCGCCGGCUCUGCGGAUGGCGUCUCGCCGCCUCGAGAGCACCGCUGCCAGUAGCAAGGCCGCCGAGGCCGCCAGGGGCACGGCCUCCAAGGCCCAGCAGGGUCUGUCGCGCGUCACCAGCGCCGCCGGUCCUGCCAUUGCCGGCGCCGCCAGAGGCGUCGGCAAUGCCCUGGGCAAGAUUGGCGGCCGGACCGGCCGUCUGGUUGCCCUCGUCGAGCGCCAAACCCCCUUUGUGGUCUACUACUCCAAGGUCGGCGCCGAGGUCGCCAAGCUGGUCUUCCAGGGCCAGAAGAUGAGCCCCCCCUCCCUCGCCACCUUCCAAAACACCUACCAGACGCUGUGGCGGUCGCUGCGGCGAGGCACGCUCUUCCCGUCGCCCCAGAACAUGCUCCAGCAGGCGCGCAGUCUCAGCACCGCGCAGCUCGCUGCCGCCGGCGUCGUGGCCGCCGAGUGCCUCGGCUUCUUCACCGUCGGCGAGAUGCUGGGCCGCUUCAAGAUUGUCGGAUACCGCGGCCAGACGGCCCCGCACCACUGA
This is a messenger RNA of Metarhizium album ARSEF 1941, 567 nucleotides long. Its product is annotated as ATP synthase subunit g. The transcript has 3 exons. Lineage: Eukaryota; Fungi; Ascomycota; Sordariomycetes; Hypocreales; Clavicipitaceae. Gene Ontology annotation, molecular function: proton transmembrane transporter activity. Gene Ontology annotation, biological process: proton motive force-driven ATP synthesis. The coding region runs from base 1 to 567 and encodes 188 amino acids. The record is from RefSeq and is a predicted model, not a curated record.